Molecule: messenger RNA, 3763 nt
Organism: Alosa sapidissima (American shad)
Lineage: Eukaryota; Metazoa; Chordata; Actinopteri; Clupeiformes; Clupeidae
Product: ADP-ribosylation factor 3
Exons: 5
Coding region: 208-753 (181 amino acids)
Biological process (GO): vesicle-mediated transport; intracellular protein transport
Cellular component (GO): plasma membrane; cytoplasm
Molecular function (GO): GTP binding; GTPase activity
Source: RefSeq, a predicted model, not a curated record
UAUAUGUGGCAUACCCUGCUCUUUUGUAACGGCGUGGUCCAUAGGAAAUAUCGUGAGACAUCGUGCCUGUCGGUGCUCGAAUCCGGCUGAUGUUAGCGUUGGAGCCUCCAUCCCAAUCAAAAAUUUGAGAAGCAAAGGAAUUAAUUACAACUCCCCAGAACACCUGCAGACUGUCGUGUCCGGACAUUACAUCCAUCGGCUUGAAGGAUGGGGAAUAUUUUUGGAAACCUGCUAAAGAGUUUGAUCGGGAAGAAGGAGAUGAGGAUUCUGAUGGUGGGUCUCGAUGCAGCUGGAAAGACCACCAUUCUGUACAAGCUCAAGCUCGGAGAGAUUGUCACUACCAUCCCUACCAUUGGGUUUAAUGUGGAGACCGUAGAGUACAAGAACAUCAGCUUCACUGUGUGGGAUGUGGGUGGCCAAGACAAGAUUAGGCCCUUGUGGAGGCACUAUUUCCAAAACACUCAAGGUUUGAUCUUUGUGGUGGACAGCAAUGAUCGGGAGCGUGUGAACGAGGCCAGAGAGGAGCUGAUGAGGAUGUUAGCUGAGGACGAGCUCCGUGAUGCUGUGCUGCUCGUCUUUGCCAACAAACAGGAUCUGCCCAACGCCAUGAACGCGGCGGAGAUCACAGACAAGCUGGGCCUGCACUCGCUCCGCCACCGCAACUGGUACAUCCAGGCCACCUGCGCCACCAGCGGAGACGGCCUGUACGAGGGGCUCGACUGGCUGGCCAACCAGCUAAAAAACAAGAAGUGAGCUGCGACCGGGGAUUUUAGAUGGGGGGGUGGGGUGGGAGGAUCUUGUGGGAGUCGGGUGGGGUUACUUUGGGGUUAUGUUGUUGUGUUUUUUUUGUUGUUGUUGUUGUUUGUUUGGUUGGUUGGUUUGUUUUUUUUUUAUUAAAAAAAGAUUGGGUUUCUUUCUUUGGUUCGUCAAAGGCAUGGCUAGUGGAUUUGUUGGAAUAGGCCUUGGGUGGUCUGAGUGAAUGGACUGUUCUCAUACACAGACACACACACACACACACACACACACACACACACACACACAUACACUCACAGCAUACAUGCUUUUGCACACACAAAAGCAAAUAUGUAUAUGUACAAAAAAAAUGCGCACACACCAUAUUUUGUGUCUUUGUUCCUGCGUCCACCUCACUCUGACCUUAGUAACUUAUUGACCAAUAGUAACGUAGUUAUUACAGUCAGUGCAGUACAGCUAAGAAACCAAUACAGACUAAUAACACAAUAUACUAUAUGUUCGCCAGUGUUUGUCUGUUCUCACUGUUAACUGUUGCCUUGAUCCUUUUGGGCAGGACUCACUACAGUCACUGCUGACUCAGUGUGUCUGUUGCUUCUCUCCUCCUGUCAGUCCGUCCUAAUGGUGACACCUUAAUGUAGUCAAUCAAACCAGAGAAGAUUAGGUAUCAGAAUUACCACAUGAAUUGCAAUUUAAUUAUGUGUUAAUUUUUAUAAUGUAUAUAUUGAUAAAUCUACUUUUUUGUUUUUUUACAUGUUUGACGCAAUGUUGAUGCAGUUUUGCGAAGUUUAGCAGUAAUGUUUACCUAACACUAACACACACACACACACACACACUUACAUGUACUAUACACCUGCACUCCCCCUCUCCCAACCCUGCAGUAGAGUGCAUUGUUUACUGUUUGCUUGUUAUCUCACGUGAAGGAUUGUCCUAGUCGGUGUCUGUGAAUGGCUAACUGAGUAUGUGUCAUUGUUGCCUGCAUGCCAGUCUCCUGUGAUAGCAUAGCUCAGCUGAGGUUAGAGUGCAUGCAAAUGUUGUGCGGAAGUAGGAUAGGCUAAGUCGAUGUGGCAUGCUCUCUUGUGGUUGCAUUGUGUGGACAGUUUGCCGAUGUGUUUAGGUAGUUGCAGUAGCCCUAUGCCUGGUUAGAUCUUGUGAUGGUAGUCCUAGCAGUGUUGUGUUCGCUGUUUAGUAAUUAGAAACCAUGCUAACGUGCUAACAUCUUUUUCGCUAAAACACUGCAUGGCCUGCAUGCUGCACUGCUUCAGUAGGGUAGAUUGAUGUUGUAGAUGGAUAGAGAGUAGGUACUGUAGGUGAGUAUGGAAUGCGCUGUUUAGUCCUUUCUCCAGCUGUUUCUGUGGGUAGGUAGUCUUUAGAUUUGUCGUGUCUUCUUGAAUAGGCAAAUGCUUCAAGGAUGCAAUGUGCCGUGGUUGCAUUUCUUUCUCUCUGGUUAUUAGAUACGUUUAUUUAUGAAUAGAUCUGUCUUCAAAUAGAUGAUGUUAGGCAUUAAUGUUGCUUUGUGUGUCUUCUCUCUUUGAUGCUUUGAUUGAGGUGUUCUGUCUUGUGUAUUGUUAGUUCAAAUAGAUGUUCUCAGCUGCUCUCACUUCCUCUCUCAAACACACACACACACACACAAACAUACACAAACAUGUCACACACACUCAUACACAAAGCCCAAUGUGUAUAUGCCUGGUACUGCUAAAAGACAAACUGCAUUAUAUUGCCUCAUGUAUUUCUUUGGGUUUCCCUCGCAUAGUGCUCUAUUGAACCAUGUGGUGCAGAAAGUCUCCAGAGUAUUCUUUAUUGUAAAUGAAUGUUUAUUCUCUUGUAUCAUUUGUUUAUAUCGAUUAUUUAUUUAUUUUCUUCCUUUUUAUUUAUUAUCAAUUUGGGUAUUUAUUCAUGUGUUAUGUAUUAGAGAAUGCAAUUCUUGUAGAACUGUCCAGAAAACACAACACUGCCUCUAUGUGUGUUUUUGUUUCAAAUCACAAGUGUAUAUGUUAGCCAGGAUGGAGUCACCUUUCAAAUAUACAGGUCUACGGCCAGAAUCAGUAUUCCUACAUUUAGAGUUGUGUAAUGAACAUAGGUGGGAGGGAUACCUGGCCACAUAUUCAGCUAAUGGAGACACUUACUCACCUUCUAAGAGAACUACCACUUACCAUAAGCAUUUUAUACCAACAAAGGGAAACACAGUAGGUGAUGUCAACAUCAACUCUUGUCUUGUAUGUGUGUGUGUGUGUGUAUACCGGUGUAUACUAAAUAACACAAAUACAAAAAAACAAUGAAUACAGAAACUGUUCAAUAGUGAUCGCGUGUUUGGUUUAGUCACAUGCACAUCAGAGCAGUAUAUCUGCUGCAAUCCAUGUGUGCAACUGUUUGAGUUCUGUGGCCUUAUAUGAAGUUUUGUAUGAAACAAAUGGUUUGAUGGAUUGACAUGAAAUGAACUUUUUUGAUUAUUGAAUUAUUUUUAUUUUUUUUUUUGCUUGUUUGUUGUCUGAUUUCAUAUCUUUGUUGUUUUAAUUCCUGUAUGUCUGAAAGCACGACUAAAUUGCUCUUUAAACAGAAAAGGAUACAAAUGCCCUUAUUUACUUAUAUGUGUAUGUGUUUAAUUUGUUUAUUUAUUUUCUUAUUUAUGUAUUUAUUUAUUUUAAACCUCUGUGUUUCUCUUAAUUGCAGUGUUACAAGAGUGUGAUUUGGUUACUUUUUGGUCGUGGACAUUCAUAGUGUUUCGGGUUUAAGACAAAAAAAACUUUUUGAUGGCUUAGACAGUGUCUGUGAAUAAAAAUAAGAAAAUAAACACAUUAAAACCAAUCUUGGAAAAAUAAAAAGCCAACAACCCACCCCGUAAAAGAUACUGUAUCCAUACUGAUAAUGACUUUCGUAACCAAGGUGAUGCUGAUUAUUAUAAUGUGUAGUCAUUGGAGUCGUUCGAAGCCGUCUGACCCAUAGACUGUAAACUCACACACAGAUUCAAAUAUAAUCCCGCUGUGUUGACAAUAAACCUGUUUUCUGUAUGGCC